AUGGAUCUUCUCCUUCAUCUUCUCAUGCUUGUUUCACUAAUCUUAUCUCAAACACCAUUAACAACCUCUUCAUCUUCACCACCUUACGCCUUAAAACUAGGCUCAUCUCUCUUUGUAGACAACAAAGACGACGUCUUAAUCUCUCCAGACAAUGUUUUCACAGCCGGAUUCUACAGUGUGGGAAACAACGCUUUUUGCUUCUCAAUUUGGUUCACUAAACCGUUAUCCACCGGGUCCCACACAGUUGUCUGGAUGGCUAACCGUGAUGCACCCGUUAACGGAAAACGGUCCAAGCUUUCCCUAACCAAAACAGGCAAUUUAGUUUUACAAGAUGCAGAUCAAGAUCUUCCCAUUUGGACCACAAGAACACGCGACUUAACCGAUUCAGCCGAAUUAAAACUCAACAAUUCAGGAAAUCUUUACCUUCAAAGUAAAGAUGAAAAGAUACUAUGGCAAAGUUUCGGAUUUCCAACCGAUACCCUUCUUCCGAAUCAACCAUUAACCAAAGAAUCCAUGCUUGUUUCUUCUAGAAGCAAAACAAAUCAUUCCUCAGGUUUCUACAGGUUGUUUUUUGAUAGUGAUAAUGUUCUUAGACUUGUGUAUAGUGGACCUAAAGUGACAGGUGUUUAUUGGCCUAAUCCAGAGCUUCGAGCAUGGGAUGCUGGAAGGAGUACUUAUGGUAGUGAAAGAACUGCUGCAAUUGACACUUUUGGUCGUUUCAUUUCAAGUGAUGGUUGGUUUUUCAAUUCUUCAGAUGAUGGGAUUCAGAUUAUGAGAAGGGUCACCAUAGAUAUAGAUGGAAACCUUAGAGUCUACAGUCUGAAUGAAAACAGAACAUUCUGGAAGGUUACUUGGCAAGCCAUGGCUCAAACUUGCAUGAUUCAUGGAAGUUGUGGUGAAAACAGUACGUGUUCAAAUCAGCCAACUUAUGGUAGGAAGUGCACUUGUUUACCAUAUCAUAAAAUGGUUAAUCGAACAGAUUGGUCUUAUGGUUGUGAGCCUGAAUUUGAGCAGAGUUUAUGUGGUAAUGGUGAGGAUAGUUUUUUACACCUUCCUCAUUUUGAUUUUUAUGGGUAUGACCUAAAGUAUCUUCCGAAUGUUACCUUGGAUGUAUGUAAAGAAGAGUGUAUGAACAUGUGUAGUUGCAAAGGGUUUCAGUAUAAGUUCGAUAAGAAACAAGGGAUCUUUCUUUGUUACCCGAAAUUUCUAUUGCUGAAUGGGUUCAGCUCGGUUAGUUUCAAUGGUUCUUUGUAUCUAAGAGUCCCAAAAGUUACGUUAUCUUCUAAGACUACUAAAGCUACUCAAGAACUUGGGUUAAAUUGCUCUGGGCAUCCUAUGAUGGUGGAAUUGGAACGAGUUUAUGAUAAGAAGAAUGACAGAGGGUCUAUAAAGUUCUUACUAUUGUUCACUUAUGUAUUUGGGGCGUUAGAGGUCGUUUGUAUAAUCUACUUCUUCUACAAAACAAGAAAAUCAGUUACAAAAUCACAAGGUUAUCUCCAAGCUGCAACGGGAUUUGAGAGGUUUAGUUAUCGGGAUUUGAGAAAAGCAUCUGAAAAUUUCAGUAUGGAGAUGAUAACUGGAAGAAGCCCACAAGGCGGUGAUCAAAGUGGUGGAUAUGAAAGACGGAUGGUUAAGUGGGUGAGAGAGAAGGUUGCUGAUGGAUAUGGCGGAAAGAGUAACUGGAUUGAAGAGAUUGUAGACUCUACAGUGAAAGGAGAAUACGACAGAAUUCGAAUGGGAAAUUUGAUCAAAGUGGCUUUGCAAUGCGCUGAGGAAAUUAAGGAUGCAAGACCUACGAUGAGCCAGCACCUCCGGCAUCACCACCUACCGCCAGCACCUCCAGCACCACCGCUUAUCACCGCCAGCACCUCCGCACCACCACCUACCACCCCACCAUCUCAGUGGGUCCCACCACCUCACAUACUCUCCUUUUCACCCUCUGUUUCCUUCUCUUAUUUCGUCACCACCACCUCUUACCUAUUCCGACAAUACCACCGUAUACCUAUUCCGACACCACCAAUCACCUCUAGACCACAAUCCAGUAAUAUAUCUUACAUUUUAUUUGAAACUCUCUCAGAUUCGAACCUAGAGCUUCGUUCAGCUUCACAUGAGUUCUAG
This is a messenger RNA of Lactuca virosa, 2118 nucleotides long. The record is from the annotation of a GenBank genome assembly. Lineage: Eukaryota; Viridiplantae; Streptophyta; Magnoliopsida; Asterales; Asteraceae.